This is a messenger RNA of Aplysia californica (California sea hare), 7212 nucleotides long. RefSeq names its product exostosin-2. The transcript has 12 exons. Gene Ontology annotation, molecular function: glycosyltransferase activity. Bases 235 to 2391 code for a protein of 718 amino acids. Gene Ontology annotation, cellular component: membrane. The record is from RefSeq and is a predicted model, not a curated record. NCBI's taxonomy places the organism in Eukaryota, Metazoa, Mollusca, Gastropoda, Aplysiida, Aplysiidae.
CUUUCAUUCACCCACUUCCUGAUAUCGAUGCCAUCGAUCGUGGCACUUCGGCUGGAACUUGAAUAAAAUGCUCCUCUAGAUCUAGUCCCAAACUUAUUAGCUUAUGCGAUAACAUGUAAUUGGUGGAGCUUGUGCUACUAAGUAGAUCUAGUGAAGAUGGAUUAUAAGAAAUGCCCUUAUUGUGUCUCCUAUCACAACUUUGCAACUUAAAGAGCUGAAGUGAUGGUCGCAUGAAUGAAAGCGUUACUCUCCAGCGGUAGCAACCUCCUAGUGGCCGAGGGCCAUUUGGAAAUUGUCGUAAUGGCUCGCCGCAAGUGCCCCUCUUUCUACUCUGGAAUUUUCUUAAUAGGCUUUGCCUUUGUUGUGCUUGGUUUCUGGUGGCUGGCUCCAUUUCAAGACUCCAAAUUGUCUAGGACCCUGGCUUCAGAGUUACAAAGUGAUGAGAAGGUGGUGCUUAUGUCCUCCUCACCUCACGCUGAGCCACGAGAUACAAACUGCACUUAUCACAACUUCACGUGUUUAGAAGUCUAUCACUGUGGUUAUGAUGACAGUACCACAAUAAGCGUGUACAUCUACCCUAUCCAACAGUAUUAUGAUGAGAACGGAAAUGACAUCACUCCGCCCAUGUCUCGUGAGUUUGAGGAAAUGCUGCAGGUGAUUGCAGAGAGCCCGUACCACUCCCACGAUCCAGAGACUGCGUGCUUGUUUAUCCCUUCUAUUGACCUUUUGAAUGAAAACCUGUUGAAUCAAACCCAGGUCAGUCAGAUACUGGCAUCUUUGAAGUGGUGGAAUGAGGGUAAAAACCAUCUGCUUAUCAACAUGCUACCAGGCCGAGCUCCGGAUUACAAGACAUUCCUUGGGGUGAACUCAGGCAAAGCCAUGGUAGCUGGAGGAGGGUUCUCCUCAUGGACAUACCGAAGGACGUUUGAUGUCACAAUUCCUUUGUACAAUCCACUAUUAGAAGAUGUGGAGCUGUCAUUUGUGUCAUACACAGAGAACAGGAAGUGGUUCCUGCUAUCGACACAGUUUGGUUUGAACUCAGAGUAUAAAAGCAAACUGAAAGCAUUGUCCGACUCAGACAGUGAUGUUGUGUUGCUGGACAGAUGUGAAGGUCACGGAUUCAACUACUCAGAGAGGUGUGACUAUCUUGGCAAAGAAUACUCAUAUCCUGCUGUACUGCAGAAUUCCACAUUUUGCCUUGUGUUGCGUGGCAACCGUUUAGGGCAACCUUCUUUUUUGGAUGCGCUCAAAGCUAAAUGCAUCCCUGUGGUCGUCGCUGAUGGCUUCCUCCUACCCUUUCAUGAAGUGCUGGACUGGACAAGAGCUGCAGUCACUAUCAACGAAGAGCAGCUUCCUGAGGUUUUGGAUGUGCUGAAGAACUUCAGCCGGGAUCGCAUCAUCAGUAUGCGGCGGCAGCUCCAGUACUUCUGGCAGCGCUACUUCAGCUCACUGUCAGACAUUACACUCACCAUGUUGCAGAUACUCAACGACAGGGUGUUUCCCUUUGAUGCUCACACCUACGACCAGUGGAAUGAGCUGCCCAACAAGAAAGCAAUAAAAAACCCACUGUUCCUGCCAUUGAGGGCGCCAAAGUCGCUGGGCUUCACUGCAGUCAUCCUGACCUAUGACAGAGUGGACUCGCUCUUCCAGGUGGUCCGACAGGUCGGCAAAGUACCCAGCCUGGCCAAGGUCAUUGUCGUGUGGAACAACCAGGAAAUACAGCCACCUGCCAUGUCCAAGUGGCCCAAUAUUGGGAAGCCAAUCAAAGUGAUUCAGACCAAGUUCAACCGUUUGAGUAACAGGUUUUUCCCAUAUGAUGAAAUUGAGACAGAGUGCAUUCUAGCUCUGGAUGAUGAUAUUAUUAUGCUUACAGCCGAUGAAAUGGAGUUUGGCUAUGAGGUAUGGCGGGAGAACCCAGACCGCCUGGUGGGUUACCCAUCAAGACUCCACUUGUGGCAGAAUGAGACACAGAGCUACAGCUAUGAGUCUGAGUGGAUGAACUCCAUCUCCAUGGUGCUCACUGGAGCCGCCUUCCACCAUAAAUACUUUUCCUUCAUGUACACAUACGGGAUGCCAGGCAACUUGAGGCAGUGGGUGGACGACCACAUCAACUGUGAGGACAUCGCUAUGAACUUUCUGGUCACAAACAUCACGGGCAAAGCCCCGAUCAAGGUUGUCCCUCGCAAAAAGUUCAAAUGCCCGGAAUGCGUGAAAGAGAUGCUGUCAGCGGACACCUCGCACAUGGUGGAGCGAUCCGAGUGCAUUAACUGUUUUGAGAAGCUGUACGGCUCCAUGCCCCUGAAGGCAAUAGAAUUCAGAGCAGAUCCGGUGUUGUACAAGGACAAGUUCCCGGGGGUGCUCAUGAAGUUCAGCAAUUUGGGAACAUUGUGAUGUUUGAUGGGUGGUGAGGAAAAAUGUUUCUGUUUCCGUGGGAAUUGUCUUAAUCUGUACAGUGGUGGGUCAUGUGGGAUGGUGGAUGAGUGGGAGGUUUUCAGUUCCUCUUUUGUUUUACCUCUGUUGUUAUUUUAGUGCCCUGUGAGCAAGGUUGUUCUGGUCUUAGUUCUGGUCGUAUGAUUGGGUAGUCUUGUGUGGCUGCCGGGCCUCUCUCCUCUUUUUAUUUAACGUUUGCUUUCUUGUAUUCUGUUGAUUUUAUUCUCUCUCUUGUAUUUGUUUCUGAAGCAUUUGUCUUCCAGGUUUGAGGUUUGUGAACAGCGCUGUUGUUAUAAGCUGGACAGAGAGAGAAAUAUAUGUGAUAAAAACUUGAGCUGUGGCACGAGUAGAACAAAAUAGUAUGAUAUGCUUGACUUGAAUCAAAACAAACUUGUUAACAACCUCGUCUUGAGAUAUUUAUUUCACAAGUCCUUUUGCAUUAUUUUUAUACUGUCUAUAUUAGUUUGAAGACCACAUGUUUACCAAAGAGUUUGAAGCAGGCCUCUACUAUUUGUGAUUAGAAAUUUCUUUGAAAAUAAACAAUACAAAUUUUAUAUGAUAAUGACUUGAUAGCUUCUACUGGGAUGUCAGACAAAUGAUAUCUGCAGCCAAACUUUCAGAUAAUGCUUUUUUGUUGGUGUCUUUUGCAAAACUGGUUUUAAAUGUGGGAUAAACUCUGAGCUGACACAGAUCUUCUUGCGCAUGUUGAUGAACAGUCACUGGACACUUUCUUUUUCGCUUUCCUGUCUGUUGUGCCUGUUCAUUUUCUAGCUUUUCUUUAACAGCCUACAGUGGGAUUGUUGUUUUGCCAAGUAGUUGUCAUCAGCUCUUUCAAAGUCCUUAGUUUACUGAGUUUGCAUGAAACUAAAUUGCAUAGUUUGUUUUGAUCUCAUAUAUGGCUUUUGAAAGCAGUUGAGAUUUGUAUAAUCCACCGAUCUUCUUAACAAGGUUGACUGAUGAAAGAUCUGAUUCAUGUGUACAUAGCAUUUGAUGCUUGCCCCUAAGUAUAUUCAUGCUGAAUUUAUUGCAUUUAUAGUUGUAUUCUAUUGCUGUCCUUUGUCAAUGGACAGUUCAUCAUUUUCAUUCCAUAAUCUCUCAAGCUUUUUGUUUGCGGGGGUUGUUUCUUUUUCCCUUUUUUUCUUUUUCUUUUUGUAAUCUGAGAAGAAAACUUUUGUGCUAUUUCUAGUUAUGUAUUUGUUCUUUAACAGGAAAGUUAGGUCAGUGCUUAGGUUUCCUUUGUGUGCUUUUUGGAAACAAAGAAAUUUAUUAGUGCCUAAGUUGUUUUAUUAAAACAUUGAUAAGUGACUUGGGGUGAAUGCGGAACCACCGUGAUAAAAUUCUAAGUCCAAAUAUAUUUUUGUUGUCUCUAUAGUAGAUAGAUUAUUAUUCCAGUAACUUGUGGCCAUUCACCCUCUUUUGACUUUAUUCCCAUAGUAGUUUGUUGAAAGUUUUGAAAUACUCUAUACCAGGUUGUUAUUUUUUUUGCAUGUGACUUAAAUUCAUGAUUUUUCAAAAAAUUCAUGAAUUCAAAUCAUUCACUAACUGUUUAAAAGGAAUACUACUGCAUUGGAACAUAUGACACUAGGCAACUGGAAAUGCAAUUCAAAAUGUUCACAAUAAAUUAAAUGAUCAAAAUGGAAAGAAAAGCGCUUGAAAAAACCUGGUGUUCAGUAUUUGUUUUCAGGGAGAGUUCAAUGACUUCAUCUUUUCCCUGGGGAAGCCAGCUUUCUUCAAUAAUUUUUUAAUGAUGGACUAAAUGGUGUGCUUGAUGAAUGCAGUCUUAUGAAGGAUUGAAGUAGAAAUACUUUGAGUCCUGUUGUAGAUUGAAUCAUUGGGUGGCUUGCAGUGUCUCCAGACAUGUGUGAAUGAUCUGUGGUCUGGGUUGUUUUACUGGGGGAAAGAAUAUCAAAAGGGAGAAUUUGGUUGGGUGAUUUUUGCCACAGGUGUCAAUAAUGCCACAUUGUCAACGUGCUAUGGUAAUGUGCUUGGUCAAGAUUAAAAAUUGAAAAGCAAAUUAAUCCACUAUGUCAUUCCUAACAAUGAUCCACUGCCUCAUCAUAAAAGUAAUGUAAAUACUCUGAUGACAUUCUUGGUUACCAAAAAGAAAUCAUGUAGCCUGUGGGGGGGGGGGGGGGAAGCAUGGAAUAAGAAAGUUUUUUUAAAAAUUAUCCUCAAAACUAUGAAGAAUAGCUUCGGCUAUUAACGUAGCACAUUGACAAUGUAUCACUUCUGUGCAAUUCUGAUGUUUGUUGCUGUCUUUGUUGAACUUGGUGAAAGACUUAGGUGUCUGACGCUCUUGUUUCUGCUGACCAGUAUUGAAAGGGUGCAUUGCCACCCGCAAGAAUCAAAUACACUGUAAUCUGUCAGACCUACAUUUUUUGGGUGAAUUUUAUGAAUUGAUUAAUGUAACUGGUUUUGAGGGGGGUCUGUUUUUAUUGUUGCUGAAUUUUGUUGGUACUACACAUGUUUGAUUACAAGACCCUGUGCUCCUUGUAACUGUUUAUAUUCAUGAAAUUUUUGAGGAUGUAAGCAGGAAUGGCUUUCAGUGAAGACAGAGAUAUGAAUCCGAUUAUUUUUGGCACUGACGUUUAUAAUUGUUAAAAAGAUGUUUGUCAGUUGUUGAAGAGGUACAUCAAGCUAGAGGGAUGCUUCUCCUUCUGAGCUAACCUUCAGUUGUGGGACCCCGCGUUGUGUGAGUGUGAAGCAUUUUUUUUGUGUGUGUGACCGUGUCCUGUCUACUGCUGGAAUGAGAUUAAUGUGUUUUUUGCAUGCAGAGUACCUUUUAGUCAGAUGGGUGCCAGAAGUACUUGAUUCUGUUCCCUGUCCUCUUUGUGGAUAUUCUUUUUUUCUUCAGUUUUAGCCUCAUGUACAUGUGUCAUACAAUGUAAGUCUACAGUUUUACUCUUUUUUUAUAACAAGAAUAGUCGCAACUCCCUCUAGCUAGCUGCUGCUUUUUUAAGUGGGGUAUUUUGUAAAGGAGCUGCAGGGUCAACAAGCAGGGUCCGAGCAGCACAUCUCCUGAAAUAUUUGAAUUGUGGCAAUGAAGGAGUAAAAUCGACAAAAAAACAACAACAGCUGUCUCAUUUUGUCUCUAAGCAGUUCACCAUGUACUCAAAUGACAAUAUCUUACUCCACCCCAAGCUGGUGGGUUCUUCUGUGUUUUCCGCUGACGUAAUCACAUCAAUGAAGAAUGGAGUCCAUGUCUCUGAGACGGACACACAACCUAGAAACUCUUUCCGCUCUAUGGCUUUUGUUACAUGUUACUUGUUGACAUCAUGACCAGUGUUUAGGCGCAUCACUGUCGCGUGCUGGAGACCUGAGUUUGAUUCCAGAAUGGGGAAAAAAUUUUAUUAGGUUACUCUGUGUCUUUCUGCUGGGAUAUUGCAUCUCCCUCAGCCAGGUUGGCUCUGACAGUUGUAACAGGCAAGAUCGGAAGCCUGCCUCCUAAAUGUUAAAUAUUGUAUGGAUGGGGGAGUAAAAAAACACAACACCUACAUCAUCAUGGUUGGGAGCCACAGCUGAUGGGCAGUGCUUCUUCAAUUCCCUCCACUCCUCCAUACCGUUUGCUCUAUAGACCUCUGAUUUCAUUCUUUUAGUGCAACUGUUUUAAUGUACGUGCUUGAAAUAUUCCACGUUCCCUUUUCUAAUGAAAUUCAAGGACUCUUAAUCUUUCUUAAAAGCCCAUUGAGUUCGCUGGCAUAAAUUUUUUUUCUUUUCUUUCCUUUCUAGUUGGUUUUCAGGAGCAUUCUAAAUCACUUUUUGGCUGUGUUGGUCUUUGUCUUUUCUGAUUUUUUUGGGGGUCUAUCCUUCAUGACAAGCUGAAUGUUAAUGAUGUGUAAUGUAAAUACUUUUGGGGAAUCUAAUUUGUUGGCCAAAGUGCUGAAAGUCUUGCAUGGGGCUGUUUUCUCUUCUGUGUCAUUAAUGCUCUGGUGUUUGCGCAUGCUUUAUUUACUUGAUUUUUAGUGGGUUUUAUCUUGCUUUGUUAAAAAGACAGUUUUGAUUUUAAGCACGUUGACAAAUACUACACAAUUUUUAUGUUAGUUUCCGCCCCCUACCUGUUUGGUAGUGGCCAGAUACCCCCCUAGCUUUGAUGAUCAUGCCAUUUAAAAAAAAUAUUUCCAAUGCAUGAGUCUCGGAUUGUGCUGAAUUUACAGCACUAAACAGGUUUUCAUUAUAGGUAAGAGUAAGAGUCUUAGGGUGGGCUAUGAACCAGUAUAUUCAAAGGAAGUGUACAGUUGUUUUGGGUUUUUUUACAUUUAAAAUUGUGUGAAACCUGAAAUACCUGGUUGGAAAAUGGGAUGAGAGAUGUGUGAUACUCUAACUUGUCAACAUUUUCAUUUGUAUAAUCAGUUUAUUUUCUAACAUUGUCCCAUCAGUGAAAGAUGAAGAUGGCUAGUCUUGUCUCAGAAAUAACUGGUUUGAAAAAAGAGGUGAAGGGGGCGUAAAAGCAAGUAUAUGUACGUAUGGGUUUUUUUUUCAGUUUUUGUUGCUAUAAUCAUCAUUGGCUGCACAUCACGUUUCAUAUGUCAUUUCUUCAUCAUUCCUCUGUAGUGGAUCUGCCAUUUACUGCUGAGCCAUGAGUAUUGAUUGCACCGACUACCUUGUUUGUGUUCCGCACUUGUGACUGUUGACCCGACUAGUCCCGUUUUGAUGUUGCUUUUUAUUAUGCAUGCCUGAAGCUUUAUGAUGUAUAAACUGUAAAUGCUGAUGAAUUGAGGAGGAUAUCCUCGUGGUGUCAUGUCCAUACUUACAACAAAUAAAAUGCUCUUUAUUCUGUCAUUA